This is a messenger RNA of Cladophialophora immunda, 1989 nucleotides long. RefSeq lists its product as uncharacterized. NCBI's taxonomy places the organism in Eukaryota, Fungi, Ascomycota, Eurotiomycetes, Chaetothyriales, Herpotrichiellaceae. Bases 1 to 1989 code for a protein of 662 amino acids. Gene Ontology annotation, molecular function: protein binding. The record is from RefSeq and is a predicted model, not a curated record. The transcript has a single exon.
AUGCAUCUGCUCAGCGUACACUCACGCAGAUUAAAGCGGUUCGAAGGCACUGACGUUCCUUUGUAUGCCAUCCUUUCGCAUACCUGGGGGGCUGACGAAAUAAGUUUUCAGGACAUCGGGGUCUCGGGUGUCGAAAAAAGGUCGGGAUAUGAAAAAGUGAGGAAAACCUGCGAGAUCGCUGCUGCCGACGGAUUCGAUUAUGUCUGGAUCGACACCUGCUGUAUCGACAAAAAGAGUAGUGCAGAGCUGUCGGAAGCCAUUAAUUCCAUGUACCGCUGGUAUCAGGAGGCAGCUUUAUGCUAUGUCUAUCUUUGCGACUUCGGACCGAAUUCCGGAGCUUAUGAGAUAUACCCCCAAGAUCUUCGCGGUUGCAGAUGGUUCAAACGAGGCUGGACUCUCCAAGAGCUGAUUGCCCCUCCGAUCGUUAUAUUUCUAGACCAAAUGUGGCAUGAAAUCGGGACCAAGUGGACUCUCAGCAACAUGCUAACAAAGAUAACGCGUAUACCGGAAAGUAUCCUCCAAGGAGGAGAUCUUGGACUCGCUAGUGUGGCGCAGAGAAUGUCGUGGGCUUCUCAUCGGAAAACGACAAGGCUUGAGGAUCGUGCAUAUUCUCUGAUGGGUAUAUUUGGAGUGAAUAUGCCUCUGCUGUAUGGUGAAGGCGAAAAGGCGUUCAUCAGGCUUCAAGAAGAGAUCAUGAAAACAACCGGCGACUGCAGCAUUUUAGCAUGGUAUGAAGUUUCCAAUGACAGGGUUGCUGGAGCCCUCGCACCUUCACCAGAUUCAUUUGAUCGCUGUACCGACAUGGUCUUGGCUGCCCACGGCAUAAGCCCAUCUGACGUGAUUAUUGUGGAUGGGAAGGGAAUCCAUCUGAAGGCCUGGUACUGGGAACGGAAACAUCCCCAUUUCGACCAGUUGCUGGUCUUGCCUUGUGAACUCAAGUCGAAGACUGAUUGUGUGGCCUUGCGCGUGCGGCUGUUAUCGGAAAAGGAGGCAUACUUCGAAAGGGUUGAUGGUGGCUGGCAAUUUUUCCCGGCACCUUGGGAUACUUCAUUACGGAGGAAAUCAGUAUGCAUCCGACAGGGAUACCAUAGAACGAACUGCGGGUCAAACCUAUCUCGCGCUGCGGCGUACGGAAACGCGAAGGUGGUCCAGCUUCACCUUGACCAAGCCGCGGAUCCAAAUACCAGCUUCUAUCGAAACCGUACUGCGCUCGAGCAUGCCGCAAUGCGCGGUCACGAGGUCCUUGUCAGUAUGCUUCUGAGAGAGGGCGUCGACGCGGUGUUCGUGAAUGCCGAUGGAAAAACACCUAUCCACCACGCCAUUCGAGCUGGACACGAGGCUGUUGUGAGGAUGCUCAUCCAAAGGCUUCCCCACGUCGAUUACCGGUUCGAUAAAGGGAAGACACCUCUGAUGUUGGCUGUCGAACAAGGUCGUGAGAAGCUUGUCGACAUAUUGCUUGAGGAAGGUGCAGACCUGGAAGCGAAAGACGACGAUGCCGCGACGGCUCUGACAGUAGCUGUCGUGGAAGGGAACGGAAAGAUGGUGAGGCUCUUGCUUGAGAGAGGGGCAGACCUGGAAGCCACAACCCGAGAUGGGGAGACGCCUCUGGCAAUAGCUGCCCGUACUGGGAAUGAAGAAGUGGUAAGAGUAUUACUCGAGCACAGUGCAUAUCUGGAAGCCCAAAACAACUCACGGGACACUCCAUUGCUGCUCGCUAUUGAAAAUGGACAUGAAAAUGUAGUGGGGGUAUUGCUAGAAGCGGGCGCCGAUCAUACUGUCAGAGCGCGGGAUGGGCUUACUGCACUGGAUCUUGUGCGUGUAUCAUGCAACAAGGCUAUUGUGCAGGUUGUGGCGUCUUGCCCUACAGAACCGUCGGAGAGGACGCGACGACAAGAUUUAAAUGGGACGAUAAAGGACAGCGGAAAACAAGAUUUCAAUGGAGACGCAAAAACAGGACGCAUACGGAAGUCUUGUCAUGAUGGCUAUUGA